AUGGACAUGAGGAAUAGUAGAGCGUCCCUUCUAAGAACAUCAGUUGUUACGCUCCAAGCACUUUUCGGCCUUGCACUUGUGCUGCUAUCAAUUCAAUUACACUUCAACAAAUACUAUUCACCGUACGAUAUUGUUCUGGUCAUUCUUUGCAUCGCAAUUACAAUCAGACUUGUCGUAGUUCUUGUUAUCUGGACAAACUGCGUCUAUCGAAUCGGAGAAAAGUUGGGAGAACUCAGAAAAUUCCUCGAGAAGUGUAAUGGAAGGACAGAGUAUGAGCAUUUGGCGUUAAAAAUGAAGGUGAUUUAUUAA
Molecule: messenger RNA, 309 nt
Organism: Caenorhabditis remanei
Lineage: Eukaryota; Metazoa; Nematoda; Chromadorea; Rhabditida; Rhabditidae
Exons: 2
Coding region: 1-309 (102 amino acids)
Source: RefSeq, a predicted model, not a curated record